Messenger RNA from Coniosporium apollinis CBS 100218, 873 nucleotides. RefSeq lists its product as uncharacterized. NCBI's taxonomy places the organism in Eukaryota, Fungi, Ascomycota, Dothideomycetes. The transcript is spliced from 3 exons. Bases 1 to 873 code for a protein of 290 amino acids. The record is from RefSeq and is a predicted model, not a curated record.
AUGUUCGUCUCACGACAUUGGCGCAUGCCGAAGGUCGUCCUCGGCCUUCUGGUCCUCGAGUUCCCGCUCACCGUCGCGAUGCUUACGCUGUUCGGCAUCGCAUCGCCGGAUCUGUAUCGCACGAAGCUGUGGCAGGAGGGCGCGGAUCAUGGGUGGAACAGCGAUCCAAGCGAGGUCGUCUACAGCUUUGCGAACUAUGAGCCGCAGAAGAUACCGCUGGUCUGGAGUUACUUUCUCACCCGCUUUAACCUCAUCGUCUCAGUCCUCAGCAUGUUCGUCCUCCUCACCAAGGUGACGCUCUACGUCAUGCACAUCCUGUACCCGCUGUUGUCGUUCUUCGUCCACGGCCUCCUGCUCGCUCUCUACGCAUACAGCCUCCACGGCCAAAGCGCGCCCGACACCCUCGACGCAGAUCGCCGACGAGCAUGGUACAUCACGCGCGGCUGCAGCGCCGCCAGCACCAACAGCCUCAGGGGCUACUGCCAGCAAGCGAAAGCCAGCUUCGGCGUCACGGCCUGCAUGGUCGCCCUCUUCGCAGCCCACCUCAUCCUCGCAAUCUGGUCCAUGAUCCCCACAAAACAGCAGCGCCAUGCACGCAACACGUCCGUCGAGUCAACCGCAGAGAUGGCAAAGCAGAGCCUCGCGGCGGGCAUGAGUCCCGAGCAGCAGUGGGAGCAGCAUAGAUGGCAACAGCAGCACCAGCAGCAGCAGUGGGAGAUGCAGCAUUAUCCCCGGAGUCCGGGCAGCACUGGAGGACUGAAGAGCCCGAUGACGCCAAGGUCGGUCGCGUUUCAUGCGCUGGAUGGGAAUGGGGGGAGUGGGGAUUUGCCAUUGAGAGGGCAGCCGUAUCAGCCGUACGAGCCUGGGAGAUGA